Messenger RNA from Oryza brachyantha (malo sina), 1083 nucleotides. RefSeq lists its product as uncharacterized. The record is from RefSeq and is a predicted model, not a curated record. Gene Ontology annotation, cellular component: chloroplast inner membrane; chloroplast thylakoid membrane. Bases 163 to 792 code for a protein of 209 amino acids. NCBI's taxonomy places the organism in Eukaryota, Viridiplantae, Streptophyta, Magnoliopsida, Poales, Poaceae. The transcript has 6 exons.
CCCACCCAACGCUCCGGCGAGGUGAGAGGUCACUGUGAAUCCGCCGCUGCUCCCUCGCCGCCGCCGCCGCCGCCGCCAGCAGCAGCAGCGGUUGCCGUCGCGGGCUACGUCGGAGGCGAGCCGCCAGGGAGGGAGGGGGGAGGUCGGCCUACCUGCGCCCACAUGCUCGGCACGCGCUGGCACGCGGGGGCGCAGCAGCAGCAGCCACGGCCGAGGUGUCGUGGCUCCGGGCGGCCCGCCGGGCUCGACCCUCGCGCGGCGCAUGGAUUUGGUUGCAGCGUCGGCAAGCUGAAGCUGGAGAGAAAUGCUUCGCGGCUGGCGAUUCCCUCUGCUUCAAACAACGAUGCCAACCACCGCGGAACGCUUGCUAUCUGCAGAGCGCAAAGUGAAGAUUCUAAAGGUGGGGGAGGAUUCCUGACUGGAUUUCUUAUAGGGGGCGCAAUCUUUGGAACAUUGGGAUAUGUCUUUGCUCCCCAGAUCAGCAAGACACUAGAUUCUUUAUUGGAUGAAAGUGGACAAGACAGUGAAUCUGAUGAACAUGGCCUAGUAAAGCCACGGUAUGGUCGAUAUUAUGAUGAAGGUUUAGAGAAAACCCGUCAAACACUGGGUGACAAGAUAAGCCAACUAAACUUGGCAAUUGACAAAGCUGCCUCCCGGUUGAAGCGUGUGUCUGGCAACGAGGAAAAGGAAGCUAUUAAUGAUGAAUCAGAAAUCGAAAUAUCCUCACUGAACGAGCAUGUGGCGGAAAACUUGGAUGAGCAUGGUUUUGUGCAAGGUGAAACUGCAACGUAGCGGACGCAUUGUUGAAAAUAGGCAGCAGAGCAGAGCAGAGCAAGUCUUCAGUGCCCUUGGAAUAUGAAAAGUUGAGCUGAACUGGAUGAUCUGUUCAACCCAUUGGCAGCAUGGAAUGAAUGAAUUUUUUUCGUGUCUCUGACUUUUUGCCUGAUACAUCUUUCGACUGUUCUUGAAAUCCUAGGAAGUAUUGCGACAUCGGUGUACAUAUAUCUCAUAGUGUUAAUCAUAAUGCACCGGGCCUGUUCUUUUGUGCUGAAUCGCUGAAUGUCUAAAUAAUUUUAUUAACUU